AUGAAUAAUACUGACGAUUGUAGUAAUGUUGCCAUCGAUAAAUCAUCCAAAAUGGAAGAGAUAAUAUCAAUCUCGACAAUAACUCCAAUUAUUGUAAAUAACAAUGUUGAUCAAAAACAACAAGAAGAGGAGGAAGAACAUAUUUUAAAAAAGUUAAAAGUUGAUAAUAAUGACAAUCAAGAAAACAUAGAAACUACAACAAUAACUAAUAUAACUAACAACACAACAACAACCACCGCAACAACCACAGUAGCUAAUAAUAAUAAUAAUAAUAAUAAUAAUAAUAAAAAUAAUAAUAAAAAUAAUAAAUUUAAACAACAAAAUAAUCAAUUUAUAUAUGGAAACUAUCAUGGUUACUAUAAUUAUAGGAAUGAAUCAGUCAUUGAACAAGAUAAUAGACUUAAAUAUCUAAGCAAAGAUUUAUUUCAUCAAAAGCGUUGUUUAGAUAUUGGUUGUAAUAGUGGUGAUUUAGUAUUUAAAAUAUCAAAAGAUUAUCAACCAACUCAUAUCACUGGUAUUGAUAUUGAUAAAUAUUUAAUUAAUAAAGCAUAUCAUCAAUUAACAUUUGAACAAUCUACUUUAUCAAAUAAUAAUAAAAAUAAUAAUAAUAAUAAUAAUAAUAAUAAUAAUAAUAAUAAUAAUAAUAAUAAUAAUAAUAAUAAUAAUAAUAAUAAUAAUAAUAAUAAUAAUAAUAAUAAUAAUAAUAAUAAUAAUAAUAAUAAUAAUAAUAAUAAUAAUAAUAAUAAUAGUGGUAAUAAUACAAAAGGAAUAGAAGAAAAUUCAACAAACCACUCAUACACAAUUACAACUACAAUUAUUGAUUCUAAUAAUUUAAAAAUUGAUAAAAAAGAUUUUAUACCAAUUUCAUUUAGAAUGAUAUCAGAUGGUAUAAUUUCAAAUCAAUUCCCUUAUAAUAUUUCAUUUUAUUGUCAAAACUUUUUAUAUACUUCAAAAAUAAUUGAUAAACAAAAUUCAUAUGACGUAAUCACUGCAUUAAGUAUUUCAAAAUGGAUUCAAUUAAAUUGGGGUGAUGAAGGUAUUAAAAAAUUUUUAAUUAAAAUUUAUAGUUUAUUAAAGGAUGGUGGUAUAUUCUUAUUUGAACCUCAACCUUGGAAAGGAUAUAGUAAAAGAAAGAAUCUAACAGAAUUAAUAAAUAAAAAUUAUAAAGAAAUUAAAUUCAAACCUGAUCAAUUCACAAAUUUUUUAAUUGAAACUGUUGGUUAUAAAUCUUUUGAAUUUUUAAAUUCAAACGAAGCAAAAUCAAAAGGUUUUGAUAGACCAUUAUAUAAAUUUAUAAAAUAA
This is a messenger RNA of Dictyostelium discoideum AX4, 1302 nucleotides long. RefSeq lists its product as hypothetical. The coding region runs from base 1 to 1302 and encodes 433 amino acids. The transcript has 2 exons. Gene Ontology annotation, molecular function: O-methyltransferase activity; RNA methyltransferase activity; methyltransferase activity. NCBI's taxonomy places the organism in Eukaryota, Evosea, Eumycetozoa, Dictyosteliales, Dictyosteliaceae. The record is from RefSeq and is a predicted model, not a curated record.